CUCGGUUUGAUCCAUCAAAAGACUGGAAAUAAUCCCGAUGAUAGAGGAUCCAUGUUUACACGCCGGCUGUUCAUUGUCUCCAUUCUCGUUGUGGGAGUAAAUGAAGGACAGAAUAAUGUCGCUGACUCACAGAAAACCGUUGUGGUAAAGGCCGGGGAAAACGCCACUCUGCCAUGCCAGAUGCCAAACACGAUUAAAACAGUGAAUUGGACCCGAAAUAAUAAAAUUGUGCACCUCUAUCGAAGCAAUGGUGACUAUCUAGUUCAACAGGACAAACACUUCAAAGGCAGAACAUCACUUUCCAAACUCAGCGGAAAUUGUUCACUAAUGAUUAAAAACACGAAUCAACUGGAUGAAGGAAAUUACACCUGCCAUGUGCGUGAUUUGUCACGCACUGACAAGUUCAACAUUACUCUCAUUGUUAUGAAGGAAAGCGACAAAGGAGAUCAGACUGGGGGUGAUAACAGCCCGAUCAAUGGCUCUGGUAAUCCCACAUACCCCCCUCCUACUGACCACACGAUCCGCAUCAUCGUCGCUGUCUUUGUUGCCCUUGGGUUCUUGCUUUGAUCUCUUGUCUCAUCUGGAAAUACCGGCGGUGCAGGAUUCACUACUCUCUCCUUAUCGUCUCACAGAUAGACAACCGGACAACCAAAACGCGAAUGAGGAGAAGACAGUGGUGCAAGAGGCUUUACUCUUCAAAUCCACGACAACAUGCGAAAAGCACUGCGAAAGUGUAGAAACAACCUUCUAGCUCUAAUGAAUUCAUAUUUAUUCAUAUAAUUUUGUUUUUUUGAGGUUUUUAUUUACAAAAUUCGGUGUUUCUGUUAACGCAGGUCAGAUGCAGAGCUAAAGGUUUAACACUGAAUUGCUGUAGUGCACCAUGUAACAGCACAACAGUACUGCAGUGUGUGAGUUUGUUUAAGCUUCGUCACAGGUGUCUGAUGUUAAAAACACUUUUGGGAGGUUGGAAGACUAGAAAAGUGCUUUGCAAGUGUAAGUCUGUUUACCAUUUAGUUAAUGUGAACAACAAGAGGAAAUGUUAUGAGACUAUCAACAAGCAAUAUCCUGAACUGGAUUCAAAACAAUGACGUCUGGUACUUUAUUUAGCACUGACUCGUAAUAGGUCAUAAUUAUACACAUAUGCAACGCUGUGCAAUAAUAGUUAUAAAUGAUGUCUGAACCAUUGAACCAUUGAGUCAUUAAACCCCAGAGUUUAUGCUGAUACUGCCUUUUUACACAGAUAUUCAAAAAUUGCCUCAAAAAGCAGCACCAUGUGUGGAGCUGGGAGGAGGGGCCAAGAAACGCUGAGGUUUUGUUGGUGACAAAAGCUGCUGCCGGGAUCUAGACCUGAAUCCAUCAAUACUAAACACCUUUUUAUACACUGUUUGGUGCUUUGGGGGUUUAGGUACUCUAACUAUUGA
Molecule: messenger RNA, 1421 nt
Organism: Plectropomus leopardus (leopard coralgrouper)
Lineage: Eukaryota; Metazoa; Chordata; Actinopteri; Perciformes; Serranidae
Source: RefSeq, a predicted model, not a curated record